CUUGUUUUCUCCCGCUGAAGGUCGCUUGUACGAGGGCCGAACGCGAUGCAGCCCACUGUGCUCCUCGCAUUUUUGCUUUCUGCAGGUAUUGCUGCUGCGCGAGAGCCAUCCCGACUGCAGCAACGAGUUUUGCCUCAAACUGACGCCGCUGCCGCCAGCGGAUUCUCUGGCAACAUCUCUGCAUGCCCAGGCUACACUCUGCAAAAUCUGGCAGAGACUGCUACUGGUCUCACGGCCGACUUAGCGCUCGCUGGUCCUGCGUGUAAUGCUUUUGGACACGAUCUCGCUAAUUUGACCCUUGAAGUCACUUAUGACUCUGAGACUCGGCUGCACGUCAAUGUUUACGACACCGCGCGGUCACAGUUCACCGUGCCUUCGUCUGUCAUCGCGCUUCCACCAGCACCGACUAGCUCGAACAAGAAUAGCUCAGACCUCGUGUUCAACUACGAAUCUUCGCCAUUUGCAUUCUGGAUUACUCGCCGCUCUUCCCCCGCGGACGCGCCUUUGUUCGACACUCGUAUCUCGUCGCUGCCUCCGACGCCUAUCCCGCCUCUGAACGCUUCCGACCAGUCGACUGCGCUCGACGGGUUCCCGUUGGUAUUUGAAGAUUCGUACCUACAGCUCGCGUCUGCGCUUCCGAAGGGCACAAAUAUCUACGGUUUAGGCGAGGUUGUUGCAAGCAGCGGCUUCCGACGCGAUGUAGGCGACAAUGGUGGAUUUGGCACUCUCCAGACGUUCUGGAACAGAGAUAAACAAGAUCCGCUAGACCAGAAUGUGUAUGGUUCGCAUCCCAUUUACCUGGAGCACCGCUUCGAUGAACAGACGAACACGUCCAAGUCUCAUGGCGUCUUUCUCUUCAGCGCGGCGCCCGCGGAUAUCUUCCUCGUCACACCGGCCUCUUCAAACGUCUCGCUCAUCGAAUACCGUCUCGUUGGUGGAAUUCUUGACAUGUACUUCUUCUCGGGUCCCACGUCACAGAAGGUCGUCGAGCAGUACACGGACGUGAUUGGCAAGCCGACAUGGCAGCCUGCUUGGGGCCUUGGUUUCCACCUCUGUCGGUGGGGGUUCAAGAACAUCAGCGAAACAAUGGACGCUGUCAAGGGUAUGAAGGAUGCAAAUGUCCCGCUCGAAGUAAUGUGGAACGACAUCGACCUGUACCACGCAUUCAGGGACUUCACUGCAGAUCCCGUAUCGUUCCCGCCCGAUGAGAUGCGGACAUUCAUCCAAGAGCUGGCCCAAAAUAAUCAGCACUACAUCCCAAUCGUUGACGCUGCCAUCGCACACCAAGGAAAUGCAAGCGAUCUCUACGCUCCGUACCUUCGCGGUGCCGAACUAGAUGCCUUCGUCAAGAACCCGGAUGGCUCAGAGUACAUCGGCCAGGUCUGGCCAGGAUACACCGUCUUCCCCGACUGGUUCGGUCCCAACACCCAGCAGCUCUGGACCGAGGCACUUUCAAACUGGAGUGCACUGGGUAUCGAAUUCAGCGGCAUCUGGCUUGAUAUGAACGAGAUCUCGAGUUUCUGCAACGGCAGUUGUGGAACCGGACAGGACUGGAGUAACACUACGCUGUCGUUUCUACUUCCUGGCGACCCCGGAAUGGAGAUCACGGAUUGGCCGGAAGGAUAUAACUCAACUAUCUCUGGCACGAGUGGAAACAUCACUGUCAACGGCACGUUGACGUACGGUGCUGGGGCCGACAUCGAUCCUAGUCAAGGGCUGAUCGGAAAGCGAGGCCUCGGCUCUGCACAAGACCAUAUGAACCUCAGCGAUCCGCCAUACGCCGUCCACAAUGGAAACGGUCCUUUGUACGUCAGCACGCUUGCCACUAAUGCGACGCACGCUGGAGGGUACGUCGAGCUCGACACGCACAACCUUUGGGGGAUGAUGGAGUCUCAUGCAACCCACGCCGCGCUCUCCUCGAUCCAUCCGGGGAAGCGCCCCUUCAUCAUUGCGCGGAGCACCUUCCCGUCGUCGGGCAAGUGGACUGGGCACUGGCUCGGUGACAACUACAGCAAGUGGGCGUACAUGCGCGCGAGUCUUCCCGGCGUGCUUCAGUUCCAGCUGUUCGGCAUCCCAAUGGUUGGUGCGGACGUGUGCGGCUUCCAAGGGAACACGGACGAGGAGCUCUGCAGCCGCUGGAUGAUGCUCGGCGCGUUCCUGCCGUUCUUCAGGAACCACAACCAGAGAGGUGCCCUCAGCCAGGAACCGUUCCGGUGGGAUAGCGUGGCAAAUGCCAGUCGGACCGCCAUUGGGAUCAGGUACUCACUUCUGCCGUAUUGGUACACUUUGUUCGCGAAUUCGUCGCAGCAUGGCACCCCGACCGUGAGGGCACUAUUCUUCGAGUUCCCAGACGAGCCCGAGCUGUUCGCCUUGGACACCCAGUUCAUGGUCGGACGUGAUCUGCUCGUCACGCCCGUGCUCACGCCGAACGUUUCUACGGUAGAUGGUAUAUUCCCAGGCCGAGGCCGUACCAUCUGGCGCGACUGGUACACCCACGAAGUUGUCAAUGCCAGCGUCGGUGCCAAUACGACUCUGUCCGCGCCGCUCGGCCACAUCCCCGUGCACAUCCGCGACGGCUCCGCGAUUCUCCUUCACGCAAAGACCGGAUACACCAUUGCCGAGACCCGCACGUCCCCCUACGCCCUGCUCAUAUCGCAGGCCUCAGACGGAUACGCCUUCGGGUCGGCGUACAUGGACGACGGCGAGAGCCUGCCGCCGACGCCGAACCGCUCUGUCCAGUUCCACGCCAUUCGCGGCGAGCUCAAGAUCGAGAACUCGGGGACGUACGAGGUGGAGCCCAAGCUGGAGAGUGUAACGGUGCUGGGGACGCAGAAGCCUACUGCGGUCUCAGUGAGUGGUACGAUGCUGCCUGCGGAGAGCUGGACGUACGACGAGUCUAAGAUGGAGCUCGUUGUUAACGAACUGGAAGUCGAUCUGAACGAGGCUACUACGAUCCAGUGGCAGUAAUUAACACACCCCAUAGCGCUAGUAUCCCCAGGCGUGAAUGUUACUUCAUUGCAGGUGUCAAAUCAUUUAUCAUUGGAGAUGAUUCUACUUGUAUCUACUUGUACCAACCGGCGUCUUGGCUUGAAGCGCUUCGCACGGAC
Phanerochaete carnosa HHB-10118-sp is the source of this 3107-nucleotide messenger RNA. RefSeq names its product glycoside hydrolase family 31 protein. The coding region runs from base 46 to 2967 and encodes 973 amino acids. The record is from RefSeq and is a predicted model, not a curated record. The transcript is spliced from 14 exons. NCBI's taxonomy places the organism in Eukaryota, Fungi, Basidiomycota, Agaricomycetes, Polyporales, Phanerochaetaceae. Gene Ontology annotation, molecular function: hydrolase activity, hydrolyzing O-glycosyl compounds; carbohydrate binding. Gene Ontology annotation, biological process: carbohydrate metabolic process.